Messenger RNA from Metschnikowia bicuspidata var. bicuspidata NRRL YB-4993, 831 nucleotides. Its product is annotated as proteasome regulatory particle lid subunit. Gene Ontology annotation, biological process: proteasome-mediated ubiquitin-dependent protein catabolic process. Lineage: Eukaryota; Fungi; Ascomycota; Pichiomycetes; Serinales; Metschnikowiaceae. The record is from RefSeq and is a predicted model, not a curated record. The transcript has a single exon. Gene Ontology annotation, cellular component: nucleus; proteasome regulatory particle; proteasome regulatory particle, lid subcomplex. Bases 1 to 831 code for a protein of 276 amino acids.
AUGGCCCUUCCUAAACUCGCUGAGGAAUUGUACGCGCUGUUCGAUUCCGAGAACUACGAGAAAUGCCAAAAGUUGCUUCCUCCAAUUAAGAUCGAGUUGAUCAAGCACAACUUGCUUGUGCCUAUGGGCGCAAACACCGAGACGACGGAGCAGUUGAACGACCUCAAGAUUGCCGAGCGCAUCUUGGAAAUCGGCGCCUUGCUGCUGCUUUUAGCCGCCGAGUACCAGGCAUUUGAACACUACUUUGCUUCCUUGAGGCCAUUCUACGGGUCGGCCAGAUUACACGCCCAGCGCGAGGCCAACACAGACUCGACCAAGAUUAUUUCUCUCUUCUUGAUCUACUUGCUUUCGCAGGGCCACAUCUCGAAAUACCACGUGGAGUUGGAGCUGAUCUAUAGCUCGCCCCUCAUCGACGUGGAGAAGGACAAUUUCUUGCAGUACCCUAUUGAUUUGGAGCGCAACUUGAUGGAGGGCAACUACAUCAAGAUCUGGAAGCUGUUGCAGGACGAUGCCGACUUGCCUUGCAAAGAAUACCGCCACUUCACCAGCAGCUUGCGCAACACUUUGCGUGUUGAAAUUGCACACUCGCUUGAAAAGACCGGCGACUCGAUUCCCGUGUCCAAUUGCAAAACGCUAUUGUACUACCCCCAGGAGCAAUCGGACCUGCUGUUUGAGGCCGCGUUGCGGGAAGAACUCGAUGUGACAAGCUGGACUUUCAAGGACGGCUUUGUGUAUUUUGAAAUCGGCAAGAAUAACGCCCUGGCCUCGGACAACGCGGCCAUGAUCAAGAACGUGUUAAGCUAUGCCGAGCAAAUCGAGUCCAUUGUGUAG